AUGCGUCGACCCCUGGCCGCUGGCGCCGCUGGCGCCUUGGGUGCCCUUGGAUUAGCAGUCCUCCUGUUGCGACGCUACAAGCGACAGCACCGCGAGACGCGUCGUGAGAUUGAAAAGGCCACAGCGGCGACGGAUGCGACGGUAAGACCCAUCGAGGCCCCCGACGAGAAGGCUGAGAAAACGGCCGCAGCCGUCGCUGCAACGACGAGUUCGCCCAGCAAGCUCCCAGCCUCUUGGGCGGCACAGGCAGUUCAGGCGGCCAAAGAUGCCAUGGCCAGCAGGGGAGAGAAGACCAACGAGGAUGGCAACAACGGCGGUACCGCUGCCGUGAUGCAGUUGACACCGCCAGCUGCAGCUACAGUUACAGGCAGGGAGUACAGUCUGCAGCCGGCCAACAUCGGUGGAUCAUGGUACAGAUCGUAA
Cladocopium goreaui is the source of this 423-nucleotide messenger RNA. The record is from the annotation of a GenBank genome assembly. NCBI's taxonomy places the organism in Eukaryota, Dinophyceae, Suessiales, Symbiodiniaceae.